UUUACAGUAUUGUAGCUUCUUGGCUGUAGUCUUAUCUGUAAUACUACCAACUAAAAAAAGCAUUCUUUCAAUAAACGUGUAAACAUGCAACAGAAAUGACUAAAAAAAUAAUAGGUGCCAUUUAUGUUUCCCUUAACCAUUUUGACUUGCUUAUCAGAUCCUAUUUUGAAACGGUUCCCUCACAUCUUGGAAGGUGUAGUGGUUUGUACUGUUGCCUCACAAAAAGUAGGUACUGUUCUGUGUAGGUUUUUCUAUCCACAGUCCAGAUAUGCAGUUCAUUGGAGAUUACUAUAGGACGGUGAGGUUAGUGUCCUGACAGCUGGGAUGACACUACACACGACUACACAGUAGAAAGUGUUUAAUUGUUUCUAGGAUCACAUUUUUGAAGACCGGCAGCUUUUUAUUCCUUCCCUUUGAAUCAUAUAGACUAAAUCUGGACAUGUAAAGCCAUCUUGUGAAGCAAUCUUUUCUCUUCCCUGCCUUUUCCAUUCCAGUCGGUAGGUGGCGGCACGUGCACCAUAUGAAGUGAAGCCAACCGCCAUUAAGCCCAUGGAAGAAAAGAAGAAGAAGCAACCGCCAAAAAAUCCAAACAAAAGAAGGAGCUAGUGUCGCGAAUACUUGGCGAAGGCCACGGGCCGUUUAGUUCCCCACACGUUGUUGCACGGCUUUUACGUCGUUUUUCUAAUAACAUUAUCCCGAUUUUAUGCCGAGAAUUCUGUUGGGCGGCAGCGUAGCGGUACUAAAGCAACAGCCUAGUUUCGGAGUCACCUCUGUGUAACAACUUUUAUUAUCGCCCGUGAGAUGGAACACUCUGCUUGUUUGAAAAUGAAAGUGGAGACGCUGAGGGGCUUGUUAAACGACCGUCUGACGGCGGUGGUGGAAGAGAUCUGCGGCCUGUUUCUAAUUACGAUAGCGGAGUUGGAGGAAACCCGCCCCCGUUCCAACGUGGCAUGGCCGCAACAGGAGCGACCGCAGGUCCCGUCGCCUGCUUUAAGUGACGGAGGACGGUUGCGCCACGGAGACAUCCAACAGGCAACAACUACAAACCAAUCUUUUUCUAAGCAGCAAGAGCAAAGAUCCAUUCGGAAAGACAAAACCCCAAGACCUCCACACUGUAACGAGGACCAGGAGACACGUGGCACCCUGAGUGGAUAUGUGAAGGGGGCUGAAGAAAACAUCAAUUCAGAGUGUCCAAGCAGCAGCAGCAGCUCAGCUCAACAGAUGGAGGUUGAUGGAGAAAACUGUGAUACAGCAGCUUUGGGGUCAGGUAGUGGGAAGACCUCAAACUCUUCUGAGUAUGAUACUGAAGACAGUGAUGAUGAUAUUUGGAAUAGAACACCUGCAUAUCAGUCCAGUUUAAAAAACGAUCUUGGAUCAGAACCAAACAAGUUGGAUUUAAAAGCAGUUACAGAUCUAGAGCCAGACUCAUCUGAACCAGAGACAGAAGAUAGUGACGAUGAAGAUCGGCAUUGCAGCGGGAAACGUCCGUCAGGUCUAACAACUGUAGAACCUGCAGAGGUUCCUGAAAGUCCUUCCAAGUCCUCUUGUCAAACAUCGUUGAGUUUGUCUAUUCAUAGUGAGAGUGAUCAACUCAAGCAGCAGGUAGGGAAUAAAACACGCUCGCAGAAGGCACCUUUAACUCAAUCAAAAUUAUGUUUGGCUGCAAACUUGAGCGAACCCUCUAGCGCCCAAACAAAGUUAAACAGCCCAGCAUCUAGGAAAAGUAAUCGCAGCACAUCUCUAAAGAAAGACAGGACAAAAAAGCUGGAAGAAAAACUCUUUCGGUGUUCUGUUUGUGGUCAGACAUUCGAAAAGAACGCGUAUUUUCUCUUACAUAUGAAAGCACAUAAAGCAGAACGACGGCGCAAGACAGCUCAUUCUGGAGGCAGCAGUUAGUAGCUCAGGUGCAGUCAAAGCUAAUCGCAAAUAAAUAUAACAUCUGAAAUAGUGUAGGUAAUAGUUAAUAACAGUUAUUAACCAUACGAUCUGGACACAGUUAUGGGAUCCAUUUGUUUGUUUUUUGUCCCACUAAAUAUUUUUUUAAUUCUAAUUUUUAAUUCUAAUAAAAUUCCUCUUGUAUCUUAGAGCAGCAUCCACUGCAUACACUACAUACUAAUGAAACAACUUUUAGUAAAACACCACAUUGUUGUGUUUUUUUAGUCUCUUAAAGUGUGUAUGAUGAAUUUCAGUAUUUUGAUAUAGGGUCUUAACAUGUUUAAAAGUCUGACCUACUGUUUAAACAUGUUUUUAUUCACAAUAGGUUUGUAACACGAAUGAAAAAUGCAAAUAAACAAGAUUUGGUAAAUAAUUUCAA
Molecule: messenger RNA, 2314 nt
Organism: Betta splendens (Siamese fighting fish)
Lineage: Eukaryota; Metazoa; Chordata; Actinopteri; Anabantiformes; Osphronemidae
Exons: 2
Coding region: 802-1896 (364 amino acids)
Source: RefSeq, a predicted model, not a curated record